AUGGCUUUUACAAGUAUAUUUCAUGUUAAGGGUUUUUUUGUAAGUGACAAUGGGAUGAAGUAUGUGGGUGGCGCUACUCAUGCAAUGGAUGGUCUAGACAAAGAUAGGUGGUCUUUUUUUGAGAUUCAAGGAACUGUGAAAGAGUUGGACACAACUGCUGGAGAAUUUAAAAUGUGGUGGAAACCUACAACUAUAUCACUAGAUUCUGGUUUGUUCAAGGUUGGUGAUGAUGAAGAUGCUUCCAAAAUAUCAAAGUAUGCUACUGAUCACAAUGCUCCAGUUGAAAUAUAUGUGGAGUAUGUAAAUGAAGCUAAUGCAAAUGCAAGUUAUCCUGUGUGUUUGGACAAUGACAGUGUGAGAAAAGACAAAGGCAAGGGUGUGGCUAUUCCUACUGAUGAGUCUGGUUCUGAUGAUGAUUAUUGUGAAAGUGAGCAUUCAGAUUUGGAUGUAAGCAUUGAAGACAGUGAAGAAGAGAGGGACUUAGGGUUAGAUGAUGGAUUUGAAGAAGAGCUGGUUGAGUUUGCUGGUGAAGGAACUUCUCAAGUUAGACAACCUAAUGAUGUUGAUGAUAGUAAUGCUCCACAUGAUGGUGAUGGUGCUGAUGAACUUAAUGAGGCUGAAGAUGAUUAUGUGUCAGAAGAUCUUGAUAGUGCGAGUGAUUCUGGUGGUGAUGGAUGUGCUGAACUUAAGCCAAGAUAUCCCAAGUUUAGAAGUGAAGAUCUUACUAAAACAUUUAAGUUCACUGUGGGCAUGGAAUUCUCUUCACUGAAACAGUUCAAAGAUGCAAUUCUUGAACACAAUGUGUUGAAUGGAAAGCAGGUAAAGUUUAGGAAAAAUGAUGCAGAUAGGGUUAGGGUGGUUUGUAAGUCUUUUGACACAUGUGGUUACACUGCGUUGGUUAGUAGAGUUGUUAGGAGUCACACUUUUAGGGUUAAGACACUUGUACCAAAACACACAUGUGGGAGAGUCUUUGAUAACAAGAAUGCUAAGUCUGAGUGGGUAGCUAAGGUUAUCUUUGAUAGGAUGAAAUGCUCUAAAGGGAUGCAGAUUAAUGAUGUUGUUACUGAAGUUAGAACCAAGUAUUCAACUGGCAUAACAUUUUCAACAGCUUUUAAAGCUAGACAAAUAGCUAGAAAGCUUGUGGAUGGUGAUAGUGUCAAGCAGUAUGCAUUGUUGUGGUCCUAUAGUGAGGAAUUAAAAAGAGCAUGUCGUGGAAAUAAUUGUAAGUUGCACAUUGAAAGGCCUGCCCCUACGUUGGAGCCUAGGUUUGGAAGGUUUUACUUAUGCCUCGAUGGUUGCAAGAAGGCUUUGAAAAUUGCUUGUAGGCCAUUCAUUGGUGUAGAUGGUUGUCAUUUGAAGAAUAAAUAUGGUGGACAGCUACUAAUUGCAGUGGGAAGAGACCCUAAUGAUCAAUACCUGCCAAUUGCUUUUGCAGUGGUUGAGACUGAAAGUAAAGAAACAUGGAGGUGGUUUUUAACAAACCUACUUGAUGAUAUUGGUGACAGUAGGUGGACAUUCAUAAGUGAUCAACAAAAGGGAUUGAUCCAGACUUUUGAUGAGAUACUUGGUGGUCUAGAACACAGAUUCUAUCUUAGACAUCUCUAUGCAAAUUUUAAAAAGAAGUUUGGUGGUGGGACCCUUAUAAGAGACCUCAUGAUGGCUGCAGCUAAGGCUACAUAUGUGGAGGCAUGGGAGGAGAAGAUGCAACAGAUCAAGAAUAUUAGUGAACCUGCUUAUGAAUGGCUGAUGAAUAUCCCUAAGAAAGGUUGGUGCAAACAUGCCUUUUCAUAUCAUACAAAGUGUGAUGUGCUGAUAAAUAACCUUAGUGAGAGUUUUAAUGCAACAAUUUUAUUGCAAAGGGAAAAGCCAAUUAUAACUAUGUUUGAGUGGAUUAGGACAUACUUAAUGGGUAGAUUUGCAAAGCUUAAGGAGAAAUCUGAAAAAUAUAGAGGGACUAUAAUGCCUAAACCUAAGAAGAGACUUGACUGGGAGAUUGAAAAAAGUGGAAACUGGUUUGCUACUUGGGUAGGGGGGUUGAAAUUUGAAGUUACACAUUCACUUUUUCUUGAUAAGUUUGUGGUAGACUUAGGAAAAAGAAGCUGUUCAUGUAACUCUUGGGACUUGGUGGGAAUCCCCUGCAGGCAUGCAGUUGCAGCCAUUAAUAUGAAGGGUGAUGAUCCUAUUACAUAUGUGAAUAGGUGUUACACCAAGGUUUGUUACCAAGACUGCUAUGAUCAAAUUAUUUCACCAAUUAAUGGUCAGAAUAAGUGGCCUAAGACAAACUACCCAGAAGUUUUACCCCCUCAAUUCAAACGUGGCCCUGGGAGACCCAAGAAGUUAAGGAGAAGAGAACCUGAUGAAGAAAGGAUGGAAAAUGGUAAGUGGUCAAGAGCACAUACCACAACUAGGUGUAAGAGAUGCUUGAAAGUUGGACAUAACAAGAGAACCUGUAAGGCAGUUCUUCCUACUGUUGAUGAUGCUGCAGUAAGCAUUGAUGAGGUUCAACCUCUGCCUACCCAGUCAAGCCAGCCAACUGUUGCAGCACCUGCUCAGUCAAGCCAGCCAAUUGUUGUUGCAUCUACACAGAUAAGCCAGGCCCCUGUUGCUGCACCUAAGAAAAGAGGGAGACCUUGUAAGAAAGUAGUUGAUGGUCAGUCUAGUGGUGUUGUGAAAAGGAAACAACAAGCUGCUACCAAGAAAAGAAAAGUUGUUGCUGAUAACUCUGCUAAAUCUGUGGGGACUAAUAAUGUGUCUGGUCAUAAUGAAGCUGAAACCAUAUUCCAAACAUUGAAAGCCUUACCACCAAAUGUGUUUGAAGAGACAAUGAAGCAAUUGGUAGUCGGGCUCGCGAAAUGGCAUAAUGAAGUGGGAGAGAAAACACCAAAGCCAGAAGAAGAUGCAUGA
Medicago truncatula (barrel medic) is the source of this 2904-nucleotide messenger RNA. RefSeq lists its product as uncharacterized. Bases 1 to 2904 code for a protein of 967 amino acids. The record is from RefSeq and is a predicted model, not a curated record. The transcript is spliced from 4 exons. Gene Ontology annotation, molecular function: zinc ion binding. Lineage: Eukaryota; Viridiplantae; Streptophyta; Magnoliopsida; Fabales; Fabaceae.